Molecule: messenger RNA, 1796 nt
Organism: Xiphophorus couchianus (Monterrey platyfish)
Lineage: Eukaryota; Metazoa; Chordata; Actinopteri; Cyprinodontiformes; Poeciliidae
Product: 5-hydroxyisourate hydrolase-like
Exons: 4
Coding region: 341-697 (118 amino acids)
Biological process (GO): purine nucleobase metabolic process
Molecular function (GO): hydroxyisourate hydrolase activity
Source: RefSeq, a predicted model, not a curated record
AAUUUGUUAAACCGUGUGAAAGACAAAACGUUGCUUUUUCCCUAAACCUUGACGCUGCAGCUGCUUCUUAUCUUGGGAUUCUCCUUGAACUGCUUGUGUGUAGAAUGUAGUUCUUCCUUGUUUCAGAAUAGCCACCCCUUGAUUUAUAACUCUCCCACAUUUCAUUCUGACUCCCUUUCUUUCUCCUGCUUAAUAAAAAGACAGGCUAUGCUACAGAAAAUCAGAACGCACGGUAAACACCUUGGAGAAGUGGUUUGCUAUGCUUCCUCCUUCUGCAGAAGUUUGGUUGAAAACUCAUAAACGUUGUCUGCGGUUCCUUCUUGAUAUUUAGAUCACAACUAUGUCAGGCUCACCCAGUCCUCUAACCACCCAUGUGCUGAACACUGCUCUGGGGGUCCCAGGAUCAAACAUGACCAUCAGACUUUACCAACAAGACCCUUCAGCCGAUGUCUGGCAUCUGAUAACCUCUGGGACAACUAACAGUGAUGGGCGAUGUCCAGGACUGAUCACACAGCAGCAGUUUCUACCUGCUGUCUACAAAUUGCACUUUGAGACUGGUCAGUACUGGGCCAGUAUGGGACAGACCUCCUUCUAUCCCUAUGUUGAGAUUGUUUUCACUAUAACUGAUCCAGGCCAGAGGUAUCACGUGGCGCUGCUUGUGAGUCGUUUCUCCUUCAGCACAUACAGGGGGAGCUAGAGAGCAUCUGUAGUAACCUUCUAUCAACUUAUCACGAUCUGACUGCAAAAAAGCUUUAGCAACUCCACUAAUGACCCUCUUGGCAGCACAACUGGCGAAAUAUCUAUUUGCUUAUUUUCCUUGAAGAAAGUAGCACUACAACCAUUAACCAUAUAAAAUAACCAUUAAAAUAAAUGGUUAUAUGUAUUACCACAAAGCUAUACUGUAGUCUGGUGCAAACACCAGCAUGAGUUAAUGUUAAACUUUGGUAUUUAUUCUACUGAUUUUAUGAUUAGCUUGCAAUUAAGUGAUUAUUAACAGUGUUAAUUAAUCACAAUUUACAUGUCAAUAGUGUCACAUUGUAUACAUUAUUCACAAUGUAUAUAAUUAUGCAUAUAAACUAUGCAUCAUUUAUAUAAUGUAAAAUAUAGCAACAUGUUUACUUUAAUAGAUUUUUUCACAAUGAAAAUGCCUUGUUGUCAUUGUUCUUCUUCAGUGUUGUGCAUUUCAAAAAGUGAAACAAACUUUUUUUUCAGCAUUUAAAGUCACACUGCAAGUAUUGUAUUUUUGUCAUUAACCCUUUUCAUUUUCUGCAAAUAUGAAAUCAUAGUAUUUUUAUUUGGAUCUGGAAAUGUUAUCAGUUAUAGUUAUAAUGAAUAAAAGUGUUUUUUCCCCCCCAUAUUUGAUUCAGAAGUUGACAAUGAAAAUACAUACGUUUUUGCUCACUUUCUAAAGUUAAAUCCAUAAUUCUUAGAAUUUGCUUUAACCAAAAUUCUCGCUUUAGGUCAGUCAGAAUUACCAAAAUUAUUUACAUUUGGUAAAUGCCACAGUAAUGAACUAUGUCAUCAAUUGAUUAAUCACACACAGAACACCCACAUAUGAUAUCUGAACAAGACAGCAUCAGUCCUCACUUGGAAGCUUAUAUUCCUUCAUGUAAAGUCUCUUCUUUUUUUUUUACUUAUUAUUACUCUUAUUAUUUUUACCUCAUAUAUACCUCGUAUAUAUUUUUUUUUCUUGUAUUAUUUCUCUUUUUCUUUUCAUCAACUUAUUUUAUUAUAAUGUUUGUACUGCACGUUUUAAACCUGUUUCUAAAGUGCUGUAUAAAUAAUUUCGACACUGA